CGCGGCCGACACAGUCAUCGCUAUCUCAUCCGUCGGAUCAAUGGAGAACGAGGCUAACUGCUACGCCGCCCCGCCAACUGUCUUCACCUCACCAAUGCGGAGGUUCCCAAGCCUGGAGACCCAUUGGCCGCUCAUACGCUCCAACGCGACGUACACCAGAGGCACAACGUUGGUCGGCGUGUCGUUCGAGAUGGGGACCAUGAUCUACGUCCUCGAAAAGGACGCCCCCGACUUGAAUGGCAGCGCUUACGCCAAGUGCACCAGCGUCGGCAUGACGAGUCGGGACGCGAUUUGCGGUCGAAGAAAAUCUGUUAGCCAAGAGCAGCAGUUCCUGCAGGAACCGUAUAUUAUAUAUGGCACAUUCAUCACCGAAAGCACGAAGCGGCACGUCGCCUUUGCCGAUUACUACACCAGCGCUCGAAACAAGGUCGCCCUUGCACUGACGAAGCUCGGCUCCCUCCCUAGACGAGCGGCACUGAUGCUCUUCAACGUGCACCUUGGGGACGUUAAGAAGAGGUGCGGGGCCGACGCUUUCACCCUGAUAAAAUGGAUCUGCCAGGAGUUCAAAGGCACUAGAAGAUGCAACUGAACCGGCACCGUUUCGUCCUGCACCUGGACGUCAUACCUGGACGUUAUGUUGUAAAAAACGCAAG
Dermacentor andersoni is the source of this 653-nucleotide messenger RNA. RefSeq lists its product as uncharacterized. Lineage: Eukaryota; Metazoa; Arthropoda; Arachnida; Ixodida; Ixodidae. The record is from RefSeq and is a predicted model, not a curated record.